AUGAACUCGGAGAAGCGUCUGUGGCACCGUCAUCGAAGAUCGGCGGCCAUUUCGGGCUCGUUUGAUGCGACAAGUUUUGUGUCAUCCCCGUCAUUUAUUGAAGUUGCUAACCUGGGCAAUCUCACCGACAUACGGAGUCUACAAUUGCAUACUUCCACCAAAGUUGAAGCAAAGCUCGAGUUGAACGAUGACCUAAAUCUUCCUGAUCAAGACUCAGUUCAGGCAGAAGAUUUUUGCAAUUGCCCCUCAAAAGAGAGCUAUUCCUUCCCCUCCAAGCUUCAAAUUCAGAACGAACGUUCAACUCCCGUUGCGCCUGAUUCACCAUUGCCAAAAAAUGCACCCUUCAAGACAGAUGCGUCCCUAAAAUUGCGUCGGAAGGACGAAAACACGAGUUAUACGCCUCGCUUUUUCUUGACCGAGGAGACAACUUUGGGAGAAGGCAAUGUUCCAGAUGCAAUUAUAGACCUCGAUUCUGUGUCACGGGUCAGUCAAUACCGUAAAAGCACUUCGGAAUCUUAUGUGGAAUCGACAGAUACCCCGGGUACGGAGAAUGUUUUCUUUGACUCUUUUCGAACAUUUGGUACAACGACCUCAUUAAAGACUGGUUCGACUGAUGCCGGCGAAAGCUGUAAGGAGCUCAAGGUAAAUAGUUGUGGCUAUGAGGCAAAAGGUAAGGAUGCUUCAAAUGCCAUACGUCAUACGUCAGAAUGUUGUACCGAGGAAGAAGAACCCAACUACGAUUCGAGAAUGUCUUUUCGCAGCGGUCAGUCAACUUCUCAAAAGUGCCAGGCGAAAAGCAAUUUGGUGGGAGCUGCAUGUCUUUCAGGGUGGCAGUCAGAUUAUUCUAAGUCGAUUGACACGAUCAACAUCAUGCUGGACAAAACUAGAAGUCUACAAGCAGAAUGUAAAAAGGUUAACGCCAAUCUGAUUCCAAAGGCGCUAGAAUCCGCUGGUGAAGAUGAAGAAUCUGUUCAAAGUGACUUUGAAUCUCUGUCGAAAGCGAAUGAAAAAUCAGGAACGUCUUCUAUUGUUUCACACCUGAAAUAA
Candidozyma pseudohaemuli is the source of this 1047-nucleotide messenger RNA. RefSeq lists its product as uncharacterized. The coding region runs from base 1 to 1047 and encodes 348 amino acids. The record is from RefSeq and is a predicted model, not a curated record. NCBI's taxonomy places the organism in Eukaryota, Fungi, Ascomycota, Pichiomycetes, Serinales, Metschnikowiaceae. The transcript has a single exon.